AUGGCAGCAGCUGUGAAGGCUUGUGAAGAUGCAACCUCUCGAGUACAGUUACCUCCCCUUAACUACAAUGGAUCUAAAAUUCUUCCUCAGGAACUAUCUGCAGCCCCACUGCCAGUAAUCCCUGCCCAGGAACCAACUGUUAGAUACCAGGAGGAACCUAUUUUAAUAGAGACUGAUGGGGGUGCACAUGUGGAUACAUUUGCUGAGACACAAAUUCAAGAUUUUUUCACCAAGCUAAAGGAGAGUUAUACAGAGGGAGAUAACUCCAAAUUGGAUUUCUUAGCCUGUCAUGCCAUGAGUUACAUCUACACAGACAGCAUGAUAUUAGUCAAAGAACUUGAGAAAUUGCUUCAGAUUUCUGUUGGAAUGUACAGAGAUAUUUUGGGGACAGACACAGGACAGAAGGAUGGAAGUACAAAAAACUUAAGUGCCAGUGUGGGUGAAUUGUACUUCAAGCUUGAUAGACUAAAGGGCUGGACCAGACAACAACAGUCUAUGGCUGGUUUUGAGAAAAUCCAAACAGUUGGCAAAGGGGCUUAUGGUGCCGCGGUAUUGUACAGAAAGAAAGAUGAUGACUCUCUGGUUAUACUGAAGGAAAUAAAUAUGCAUGAUUUAAAUGCUGCUGAGAGACAACUUGCACUGAAUGAGGUCAGCAUUUUAGCCAUGUUGAUGCACCCCAACAUAGUCAGUUAUUAUGACAGUUUUGAAGAAGAUGGUGUAUUAAUGAUUGAAAUAGAAUAUGCAGAUGGAGGAACUUUAUCCCAGUAUUUGUCACAGAGAGAUAAACCUCUAGAAGAGAGAGAGAUCCUGGUCAUGUUCCAACAAAUCGUCUCAGCCAUUAAACAUAUACAUGAGCAAAAUAUACUACAUAGAGACUUAAAAACAGCCAACAUAUUUCUCACCAAAGAAGGUAUAGUAAAGAUUGGGGAUUUUGGUAUUUCUAAAAUGAUGAGUUCUGCCAACAAGGGAGCUAACACUGUGCUUGGCACACCUUACUAUAUCAGUCCUGAAAUGUGUGAAGGAAAGCAGUAUUAUGACAAAUCAGAUAUCUGGGCCCUUGGUUGUAUAUUGUAUGAGAUGGCUUGUUUGCAGAAAACAUUUGAAGGAUCCAAUCUGCCUGCCUUAGUCAACAAAAUAAUGAAGGGCCAGUUUGCACCCGUGAAGGGGAACUAUAGCCAGGAAUUAAAGGAUCUGAUCAUGGAUAUGUUAAAACAAGACCCUGAUCUUAGACCUUCAGCUUGUGAGAUAUUAAAUAUCAGGAUUCCUGAGUUGAUGCAUAAAUAUGAAGAAUCCCAAACAGAUGAAGAUUCAUCUCAACAAAACAGUUUGAGUGAAAGUCGGUCCAAAAAGAAAACAAGUUCCUUGGAUACAAGGUCAGUUUUGUAUUAUUUUGAAUGCUGUACAGCUUCCAUUACUCCUGUUGACUUACCUUCAAAAAUCAAAAUUAUACAUGCAGCAACUGGAGAAGAUCAUGUAAUUGUAAUAUCCACAGAAAAAAGAGUAUUCUCAUGGGGUAAAGGUCGUAGAGGUCAGCUAGGUCAUGAUGAUACAGAAGAUAGAGAGAAGCCUGCUCUAAUUGAAGGUCUUACUGGGAAAUCAAUAUCGAGAGCUUACUGUGGAGAUGGGUUCAGUGUAUUUGCCAGUGACAAUGGUAUAGUGCUGACUUGUGGUGAUGGUAGCUCUGGAUGUCUAGGACACGGGGACUGGAAAAAUACAAACAGACCGAGACUUAUAGAGACAUUGCUUAGUAUUGAUGUAAUUGCUGUAGCCUGUGGGAAAAAGCAUGUUGUGGUAGUUGGCAGUGAGGGAGAAGUUUUCUCCUGGGGCUGUGGUGCUGAUGGACGUCUGGGGCUAGGAAAUGAUGAUGAUCAGUGUAUACCCACACAGAUCCUGGUAGAUGAUAAGGUUUUGAUACGAGAUGUACGAUGUGGUGUGGAUGGGACCAUGUUUAUCACUGAUGUAGGCAGUGUCUUUGCUUGUGGUAACAACUUAGACAACAAACUGGGGCUUAACAACAGAUUUGGUUUCAUCAUGGCCAUGAAAAAUAUCUUCACUAAGACAGAAGUAGAAGGCCAGAAGGUCCCCACACCAGUCAAGGCCAUCAAAGGUGUACUGGAUAUCUCCAUGGGACCAACACAUACAGCUGUAAUGGUGAAGCCAGGUCAGAUAUAUACCUUUGGUAGGAACACAGAAGGUCAGCUUGGAGCUAGUAACGUCAAACAAAUUGGUGGUUAUGUAGAGGUCAAGGCCAUGAAGGAUAAAACUGUUAAUAGAGUGCAGUGUGGACAUCAUUAUACAGUUGCCAGUACAGAAGAUAAUGAACUUUAUUACUGGGGACUAAGAUUUAAAAAUCCUACAUCAUUUUAUUUAGAGGAUAAUGACAGCCAUUCAAGUACAAAUGGCAGUGUAAUAAAUACCGGGGAUUGUAGACUAGAGAGUAUUACUCCCCGUAAGGCUGCCGGAGGUCACUCCCGUCAAAAUAGUUCAUCGAGUGUUAAUGAAUUAAUAACUAGUGACAAGGGAGGUAAAUCUUUACACACUCGUCAACUUAGCCACGGAAGUGGUAUGGAUAGUUUCCUUCAAAAGGACAAAGAAACCAUGUUGAGGCGUGAUUCUGGUAAUCAUUCUCGGCAUGCCAGUUCUACCGAUUUACGGAGAGAGUCUGGUUCACUGACUAAAUUACAAUCUAGUCAUAAUGUAGGUGAAAACAGUGCAACAAAAAGAGAUUCAGGAAAUAGUUCUCGUCAUGCUAGCUCUGUGGACUUAAGAAAGGACUAUGGUUCUCAGUCUAAACUGGCAACCAGUAAUAACAAGACACAUUCCAGACAAACAAGUUUAACAAGUGUUUCUAGUAUAGUUAGUAACAAAGAUCCACUCAGUAGCAGUAAAGAUGAAGGUGUUGAAAGUGGGGGAGGAGUCAAACAAAGCCCCUCCCAUCAGAGACAGACAAGUGUAGAUAGUGCAUUAUCAGCCAGUCUGACAGACAGUGGAUUUCCUUCUCAUAGCAAUGACACCAAACCUGGAUUCAGACCUUUAAGUAGUUCUAGGAGAAGAACAGCAAGUGCCAGUAGUAAAGAUAAUAAAGACAAGGAAGAGACACUGACAGAUGAUGCUGAAAUUAUCUACCCGCCAAAACAUUUGCUCAAAAUUAUGAAGAAUAGUGCUGAACAGCUGACAAUCAGUAGUUUUUACUGUCAUGGGGAGAAUCUGUUUAUACAGAUGGAGACAACAGCGCCACCUCCAAAACGUAAAAGUAGAAAGAAAAGGGGAAUAAGAAAACGUUACAGUGGAAACACUCUAAAUGUGCCACAGGAAACUAAGGCCCUGUACUCUUUAUCUAGUCAUGAAGGUGGUGAUGAAUAUUCAUCAGAAGCAUCAGAAAUGGAUACCCAUGGACCUGUACCAAAUUGGAUCAAGCAGGAGUUAGCUCUGUCUGAAGAUGAAUUAAAUGAUGGUAAUGAACCAGAUGAUACCAGUGACCACUCUGAUGAUGAAAGAAGAAGUGGACUUGUGGAUGCCUCUAUGUCAAGUAUACAGAUAAAUAAAGAAUUAACAAACAGAAAGAAUUGUGAUGAUUCGUCUAAUCCGGAAGGGAAACUGUCCAAAGAUUUCAGCAACUCAGCAAAGUUUACAGUUCAGGCCUUUGGAAAGGUUGAAGUUCACCAGGUUAAAAGUCUGUCUUACAACAGUACAGAGAGUGAGUUAGAUCUUCAAUCUGAUGGAAGUUCUAAGGAUAAUAACGAAUCUAAACAAACUAAAGACAACAACAGACUGAAGAUUGAUGUGGCUAGGGUAAGGAAGGUAUCCCCACAGUCCAUCAGGAACAGACUACCUCCUGGACCAUCAGGGGCCAACAGAAAUAAGGCCCAAUCCAGAGAUAGAGGCCAAGGGCAAGAUUGGAAGGAACAGUUAGCAGCGAGGGGCUUUGUAUCUGAUGUCACGGUGAAAAGGAAACAAGAGGCUCUUAAGAAUGAAUUAGAACUAACAAGAGGAGAAAAAAGAAGAGCUCAAGAAAAGAUAAAGAUUUUAGAGGAGGAACAUAAGUUUCAGACAGAAUUGUUGAAGAGAGAAGUGGAAAAGAAAGCAAAGGAGAGAGAAGCAGCAUUAGAGGGAGAAAUAUCUGACCUAAGAAAACAGAUAACUGACCAGAAAUCACAGAUGUUAGAUCAUCAGAAAGCCGUCAUGGCACUUCAGAAUGAUUUGAAGAAAGUGAAAGAGAGGUCUGGAAGAGAUAGUAAAGUCUGUAAUCUGCAGUGAACCAAGUUCAAUUCCUGGAGGCUAUUAUGAUCGUGUUUUUAAUUGGAUCUUUAAAAAAUACUGAACAUUUCAGACACUUAUGAUGAAGUGAACAACCUUUUCAUAUACAUUAAUCAACAUUUCUCAACUUUAUCAUAUAUAAUGAAGCUUGAAAUGGCUACCUAUUCCAGUGUCUCCUCCUUACCAUUCAGAACAUAGAAAGAGGACCCAGAAAAACACCCUUAGACUGAAGGAUAAAGUAAAUCUGGUUACAUUCAUGAUUGGUACCAGUUUUCUUGGAUUCGGGAGUUUUAUGUUUGUUGAAAUAUAAUUUAUUGGUUUAAAAUAUUAAUUCUGCAUUCAAAUCUAUAUGAAAUUGUUUUGUUUGCAUUAAGAUUUGUGGUCAAACAUUACCCUAAAAAAUCAUGACAGUAAGUACCCUCACCAUUAAUAGUGAAUCCACAUUGGUUAAUUUGAAGUUUUUACUCUUAAACUUAUUCAUACUUUGGCUCAUGGAGAUUGUUGUUCUGUUACAUUUUGUGAGUUUGUACGCCUUCCAAAUUUUGGCAUUUCAUUUGCGUACAAUGAGAGGAUCCUACUUUGAAGUUUUGCAGACAUUGUAGUCAAAGAUUUUGAUAAUUUAUUCUAAGUAUAAAGUUUAUUGUUACAGUGUCAAAGAAGGCAAGGUGGGUUUUAACCAUUUUAAUAAGCCAAUAUCCUACAAUAUAUCUUUUAAGUACUUGAGGUAGGCUUUUUUGUAAUACUGUAAACUCUGAUUUUUUGGCAUGCAUUUAUCAUUGCAAUUGUUGAAAAAUAACCCAAGAUGCUAAAUCAAUUAUCACAAUUCCUUCAAAUUCGGCAUACAAAUAAUGCUACCAAAAUUUAAAACAAAAGUUUUAUUUUCGCGAAAACAAACCCUGUCGCAAUUUUCUCAUGAUAAAAAUAUUGCAAAAAAUUCUGUCCUGAUAGGAUCCAAUUACAACUAUUUCUAAUAAAAUAUCGAAUGGGUGGCAAUACAUUCUUAUUCUAGGUACCUCCUGUAAAAAUUUAUUUAAUUUUCUGUAUUCUGUCCUAUCCAAGAUAUCCCUAUAUUCAAGUGGCAGUCCAAAUUUCUCUCCCUUCAUCCUAGUCCAGCUAUCUUGUUGAUCUUACCUAUUGUAUUAAUUGUAAAUUUGUUCAUGUCCUUAAUAUACAUAAAAUAGUUGCCACUAAACUUAAAGCGAGCAACAAUAAAAUAAGUGAAACUGAUGAAAAAACUCCCAACAUAGUUUAAAAAUAAAAAAAGUGGAGCUUGACCCUCCCAGGUAUUUAUUUAUAAAAGCAAAUAAUAUUGUCUGUGGUCAAAUUAAAAAGAAAACACUUUAUAAUAUCAAUAGUGAAAAAGAACAAUUGCCCCCUCCCCCCUCCACCAACUUUAGGGCAAAAAAAAUUUAUUAAAAUAAAAAAAUGACAACGGAAUAACGCUAGACAAUUUGACUAUAGACGUGUGUGGAAUUUUUAUUUUCAUUGUCAUUUUAGAAGUUUACGACCAUGUUUCAGUCUACUCCAAUGCCACUGAAUAAAUUGUCUUAUUGGCAAUCAUACCACAUAUCCUCAUUUAAAUAAAGAAUAUUAAGACAGUUUAGCAUAUGAGGGAAAUUAGCAUAAUCUAUUCAAUUACACUAUGUUUAAAAAAAAAUAUUCAAAAGGAGUAGGUCCGGUAAGGGCGGAUUUUGGCCUCAAAUUUCAGGUUCAUCUGAUGAAAGAUUUUUUACACUUUUUAAACUCUUAAGUGUCUACUUCAGUCGAUUCAAUUAUUUUAUGUGAAAGAUUUUAACUGAAUAAGUCAUUUCAGACUCUCUAAUUCAAGCUUAAAUAUGAAAAAUCUAUCAAAUAUGCCAUAAUGUGUCACUUUUCAGAUGUUUUUUGUCAAAAAUGAAAGUGGCCGCAUCCGUGUUCACUCUCAACCUUUAUAUAUGUUAUGUAUUAUCAUCAAAUACAACUUACAUUUAAAUAUUAAGAAUGAACACAAAUGCGGCCACUUUCAUUUAAGACGGAAACCAUCUAAAGUUUAACUCAAAUUCUAAAAUUGUGAAGAUUUCAGUAAUUUAGCAUGACUUAAUGAUGCUAGUACCCGAUAUAUGUCCAUUGUAUUGUCAAAAACAGCCCAUUUUUAUGUAGCAGUAGUAUUAUACUUUCCAAUUAAUAGCUAAAAGUUUACAUUGUAACAAUUUUGUAAAACUGCUAUAUUUUGGGGCCAAAAAGGGGUCUUACUGGACCUACUCCUUUAUCAAACCAGAAAAAAAAUAUAUUCUUGUUUCCUGCCUGUAGUUAGGUAUAAUGAUUUUAUUUACCUCUAUAGGUGGUUACAACAUUUUGAAAGUGCCUUCCCUUGGUAGUAUGUAUUUUUAAAUGGAACAGCCUAUAGUUUGUAGACUUGAUAUUCACUGAAUAAACACUGUAAACUUAUGAUUUUAAUUGUGUAUUUUAAUGUUUAAUUGCAAUUUCUGUACAUGUAGUAAAUUAUUUUUAGCAAUUCUGAAAUACAAGUUACAAUUCUAGUGAUGUACAUCCAGUUGUAUUUGUAACAUAAGCAAAAACAUAGUAGAGGGGGUGACAGGUCAUUUUCCUUUUUUGUCCAAGAUUCCACUUUUUUUACCCCUUCAAAUUUUCAUUGUCCACUUUUUUACCCCCUUUAACCCACUUCCCCACUUUUUUACUCCCUAUAUCCCACAUCCCAAAAGGGUUUCAUCCCCCUCAUAGUAGUUACUUCACGAUUGGUAGUUGUCAAACAAUAGGUCUUAAUUUACUUAGAUAAGUUUUGCAUUUCCAAAAAAGUCCCUAAUUUUCAUAAGUUGUCAUAAUUCAUGAAUGUACAAAAUCUGUUGUUUUAUACCUGGUAUUUCUUAUUCAUGGAAUUAAAAUGUGUAUUUUAUUCUAUUCAUGGAAUUACAAUGUGUAUUUUA
Molecule: messenger RNA, 7181 nt
Organism: Mytilus californianus (California mussel)
Lineage: Eukaryota; Metazoa; Mollusca; Bivalvia; Mytilida; Mytilidae
Exons: 33
Coding region: 1-4257 (1418 amino acids)
Biological process (GO): protein phosphorylation
Molecular function (GO): protein binding; protein kinase activity; ATP binding
Source: RefSeq, a predicted model, not a curated record